CUGAGUUGUCAGGCAUUCUCUUCCAAUAACAGUCACCAUGUCUCUGCGUUCUAGCUCUUCUUAUUCUGUACAGAGCAAAAGUGUCUCUGGAGGUGGUGGUUUUGGCAGCGGCUAUGGGGCUAGCUUUGGUGGAGGAAGCUUUAGUGGAGGAAGCUAUGGUGGCAGCAGCUUUGGUGGUGGCUUUGGAGCAGGCUUUGGUGGUGGUGCAGCUUCUGGGUUUUCCGCUAGUUCUGCAGGUGGUUUUGGAGCAGCAUCCGCUAGUUCCAGCUUCAGCAGCUUUGGCGGAAGCGACAAGCAAACCAUGCAGAACCUCAAUGACCGUCUUGCUGCCUACCUUGAGAAAGUGAGAGCCUUGGAAGCUGCCAAUGCUGACUUGGAACUGAAGAUCCGCGAGUGGUAUGAGAAGCAAAGAACCUCUGGCAUUGGAGCAGGGGCUAAGGAUUUCAGCAAAUACUUUGAUAUCAUCACUGAUUUGAGGAGCAAGAUCCUUUUUGCCACCAUUGAUAACUCAAGAGUUGUUCUGCAAAUUGACAAUGCCAAACUUGCUGCUGAUGACUUCCGUCUGAAGUUUGAGAAUGAGCUGGCUCUUCGCCAGAGCGUGGAGGCUGAUAUCAAUGGCCUGCGUAGAGUCCUGGAUGAGCUGACCCUGGCUAGAGGUGACCUGGAGAUGCAGAUCGAGAGCUUGACUGAAGAGCUGGCCUACCUGAAGAAGAACCAUGAAGAGGAGAUGAGCAUUGCUAAGAGCAGUGCUGCCGGCCAAGUGACUGUAGAAAUGGACGCUGCUCCAGGCACAGAUCUGACCAACAUUCUGAAUAACAUGAGAGCCGACUAUGAAACACUGGCUGAGAAGAACAGAAGGGAUGCAGAGCUGUGGUUCAACCAGAAGAGUGGCGAGCUGAAGAAAGAGAUUUUAACAGGCGUGGAACUAGUGCAGUCAAGCAAGAGCGAAAUAUCCGACCUCAGACGCAGCCUUCAGAGCUUGGAAAUUGAAUUGCAAUCUCAACUGGCAAUGAAAAAAUCUCUUGAAGACUCUCUGGCAGAAACAGAUGGCCGCUAUGGUGCCCAGCUUCAAACCAUCCAGCUCAGUAUCAGAAGCCUAGAGGAACAACUUCUGCAGAUCAGGUCCGACAUGGAACGUCAGAACAUGGAGUACAAGCAGCUCCUUGACAUUAAGACCAGGCUGGAGAUGGAGAUUGAAACAUACAGGCGCCUGCUGGAGGGAGAAUUGAGUUCUUCCAGUUCAUCAGUGCAAGUAAUCACAUCACAAUCAUCUUCCAGCUCCAAAAAAGAUCCAUCAAAAACCAGAAAAGUAAAGACCAUUGUGGAAGAAGUGGUCGAUGGAAAGGUUGUCUCAUCAAGAGUUGAGGAAGUCGAAGAGAACGUCAAAUAAAGAUUCAUCUCUGAAAUCUUCACUCACAAAAUGGAAAUUUCUGUUGAUUUCAAGAUGCAAUAAAGCUUUCCAAGCCA
Molecule: messenger RNA, 1467 nt
Organism: Xenopus tropicalis (tropical clawed frog)
Lineage: Eukaryota; Metazoa; Chordata; Amphibia; Anura; Pipidae
Gene: krt12.5
Product: keratin 12, gene 5
Cellular component (GO): intermediate filament
Molecular function (GO): structural molecule activity
Source: RefSeq, marked provisional